GGGAACAAACGAAUGAAAAUCAUAUCAACGCUUGGCAGUCAGUGGUCUUUGAGAGCGAAUGCGUGAACGAAGCGCGCAUUGUGCGCGCUCGAUGACAUUGAAUUCUCCGCGUAUUUCUUUUCUUUUUCCCCUCCAACUGUUUGUGUGUUUAGCUGAUUGAAUGUUACGACGAGUGCUCUCCAGUGACCGAAAUUCAAAUUAAACGUUACAUAUUUUUUGGGGUUUGUUGCUGCGACAUCUGUCCCGGAAUCGAUUGUUUGCCUCAUCUUUCUUCGUCGUUCUGUACCGAAAAAGAUGAAGCUUCGCGGCCCAGUGACGGCACCGUUAGGCAUCUUGGGUCUUGUUCUGCUCUUCACAUUCUGGAUGUCGCGGAUUGUCUCGGCUUGCUACGUGGAAUCUAACGGGAUGCGGUACUCGAGAGGUCCGAUGUCGGUGGCGGAAGAAGUGGAGGGCCGGGAGAACGACGAGAAGCGACUGUUGCGGCACUUGAUGCGCGGCUACGAGCGCGAUGUCCGUCCAGUCAAGAACGCUUCGACGCCCGUCGUCAUCCAGUUGAGCAUCACUCUGACUCAAAUCUUCGACAUGGACGAGAAGAAUCAAGUCCUCACAUCGAUCGUCUGGCUGGAUCAAGAAUGGAAAGACGAACUGUUGACGUGGGAUCCCAACGACUUUGGCGGUUUGAAGAUUAUGCGGAUGCCUUGCGAGAGGAUCUGGCUGCCCGACAUAGUCCUCUACAACAACGCCGAUGACUACACGCGCGGCUACAUGAACAGUAAAGCCAUGGUGAGCUACGACGGCAACGUCUUCUGGCCGCCGCCGACCAAGUUUCGCAGCACUUGCCCCGUCGACGUCACCUACUUCCCCUUCGACGACCAGACGUGCGUCAUGAAACUUGGCUCGUGGACGUACGACGGAUUCCAGGUCGACGUGACCAACCGGACUUCCGAAGUGGAUCUCACUAACUACGUGCCCAAUGGCGAGUGGGAGCUGCUGGAAGCGCGACUGAUCCGCAACGUCGUCUUCUACAGCUGCUGUCCGGAGCCGUUCCCCGACUUGACGGUGACGCUCAAGAUCCGGCGCAAGAUCCUUUAUUACAUGGUCAAUGUCGUCUUGCCCUGCGUGAUGAUGUCCGUCCUGACCCUGCUCGUCUUCUGCUUGCCUCCGGAAUCGGGAGAGAAGAUCGCACUUGGCAUCACCGUCCUACUGGCCUUCUCCGUCUUCAUGCUGGCCAUCGCCGAGAAGAUGCCAGAAACUUCCGAGUCAAUACCUCUUAUUGGGAUUUAUCUGACGGCCGUGAUGGCGAUUACUUCGAUCUCGGUGGUUAUGACGGUGAUCGUUCUCAACUGCCAUUACAAGGGUCCGACCGCCAAGCAAGUUCCUCGCUGGAUGAGAAGAUAUAUGCUGAAAUCAAAUGCUGGCAGAUUUAACGAGCAUCAUCAGAAACGGCCGACGGCGCAUUAUCAGGCGUUUGAAGAGGCGGCGGCAACAGCCGGUGCCAAUGCGCCCGUUGUCGUUCAGACCGGCAAUUGUUUGGGUAACGGAUGCCGUCACAAGAGCGUCAUGUCUAGCAGCUCCGCCAGCCGAGAAAAUAUCCCAUCCGCCGAAUUUAUGCACAGCGGUGGCGUUGUUGGUGAUGGCAUCGCUGAUAACUAUCGAGGUCUGCCCAAUACGGCCUCAUCUGUUUCCACAAUCCCGAUGACCCUCAACACUUCCGCCCCGCCCCAGUCGUUUCGAUUCCGCGUCGCAGAGUACUCUGAAGAGCGAAAACGCAGUUUUGUCCGACUCAGCCGAAAGUAUCGCCAAGCCCAGCAGAGCCAAGGCGCACAGACGGAAAGUGAAGAUGAUUACGGAGAGGCAAGGCUAUCCAUUAGCGUGCCUACAUCCAGCCUACCUCAUCCUCCAUUAUCGAUACCCGGUGUAGGAGAUACUGCGUUGGAAUCGGGCGGCCUUUGCCAGUCUUGUCGGCGAACUGGCGGAGUGAGUGGCCCUGGAUGCGCUAAGAAUAGUCAUCCGCCGUAUGCUUUCAGCAUGUCAACAUCAAACAAUGAUCCAGAUAAUAUGAUGCGCUACUUCCUCGACCGGCAAAAGUUCACCGAAGAAGGACAAGCCGUCGUUAUCGAGUGGCGCCAACUGGCCGCCGUUGUGGAUCGUAUCCUCUUCUGGGUGUUUUGUAUCAUGACCUCCGUCUCAUCCGCUCUCUUCCUCAUUAUCAUACCGGGAUACAAUCGUGGAUGGUUCAAUCCAAAACCCCUUUAAGUAAAUAACUUUAUCAAUAGUUGAAUGUAAAUGCGCCUUCAUCCAUCCUGAAUUCGGCGUCCUUAUGGAGAACGUUGGCGACUUAUUUUAUGGCGCAACUACGAUGUGAGCGAAGCUUAUCAGUUUAUCCAACCCAAACCAGGGUGAUGUUCUGUAUACAGAGUGUGUGGGUGUAUAUCUGUGCGUGAGUGUGCAUUCUAUUUGAUUUUAACUUAUGGCUGAAGGCCUCGUUUGAGCACAAGAGGACUUUGCCUCUUUGCAAUACUUAAAGGAGCGCGCCACAAGAGUACAGUCAACGCAGUAGCGAUUGAUAGAACUGAAAAAUGUAAAUGUAUUUACGUAGCUUAAUCGCAAAUAAUAAUAAAAAUAAAGUUGGCUGACUCACGA
This is a messenger RNA of Daphnia carinata, 2643 nucleotides long. RefSeq names its product neuronal acetylcholine receptor subunit alpha-10-like. Bases 295 to 2256 code for a protein of 653 amino acids. Gene Ontology annotation, biological process: nervous system process; signal transduction; regulation of membrane potential. Lineage: Eukaryota; Metazoa; Arthropoda; Branchiopoda; Diplostraca; Daphniidae. The transcript has 9 exons. Gene Ontology annotation, cellular component: synapse; postsynaptic membrane; neuron projection. The record is from RefSeq and is a predicted model, not a curated record. Gene Ontology annotation, molecular function: acetylcholine-gated monoatomic cation-selective channel activity; transmembrane signaling receptor activity.